GUGAAUUUGAUUCUUCUUGCACUGCAAUCACCACAUCCUUGUCUUCAACAGGCGCCUUGUAUACUAAUUAGUACAUAGCAGCAAUGUCUGGCAGAUUUACACGUCUCAUUCGCUUUCUGGCCAAAGACGGCCGCACAUACUACGGCGAUGCCAUCCUUCCCCAGGGAGUGAGCGACAUCGCCAAAGCCCAGCGCGCGCGCAUUAUUGAAGGAGACAUCUUUGGCAGGUAUCACGUUACAGACCAAGAAGUUGGCGUGCGUCUGUUGCUAUCUCCAUUGGCCCAGUCUCAGGUGAAGACGGUGCGAUGUUUGGGGCUCAACUACGCCAAACAUGCCAAAGAGUCGAACAUGCCGGAGCCAAAAUAUCCCGUCCUGUUCUACAAGCCCAUCACAGCUCUGUCCGGCCCAGCUGACCCGAUUCCUGUCCACUCAAUGGCGCAAGAAGGAACUGGGCUGGACUACGAAUGUGAGCUCGUCGUGGUGAUUGGCAGGCGGUGCUCGGAUGUGUCUGAGGCCGAUGCGCUCAAUUACGUUCUUGGAUAUUCCGUGGGCAACGAUGUGUCCCACCGAGACUGGCAGAUCAAGCAUGGAGGAAGCCAAUGGUCUCUUGGUAAGGCCUUUGACGGCUGGGCACCUUUUGGCCCGGCCAUCGUGACCGGCGAUGUUAUCAAGGAUCCGCAGACUCUGAAUAUCUGGACCAAGGUUAACGGGGAAACCGUUCAGGAUGGAAACACCUCGGACAUGAUAUUCGGCGUACGACAGAUGAUUUCUUUCCUGAGCCGCGGCGUGACUCUCAUGCCCGGCGAUGUCAUCUUUACGGGCACUCCCGAGGGCGUAGGCAUGGGUCGGAAGCCACAGGUAUGGCUCAAGGAUGGAGACGUCGUGGAAGUUGGACUCGACAGUGUCGGCACGUGUACCAACAGAGUGGAAUUCGAAGCUCCCAAAGCCAAGAUAUAGUCGGGAUAUGGGAGGAGGAAGCAAAGACUCUGAUUACAAGCACUGGCAGAGUGGCUCGUAGGAUGGGAUGCGACAUGCCUUGCUGCUAGGCAACAAUUUGGGAGCC
Molecule: messenger RNA, 1062 nt
Organism: Trichoderma asperellum CBS 433.97
Lineage: Eukaryota; Fungi; Ascomycota; Sordariomycetes; Hypocreales; Hypocreaceae
Molecular function (GO): acetylpyruvate hydrolase activity
Source: RefSeq, a predicted model, not a curated record